Messenger RNA from Chaetomium globosum CBS 148.51, 582 nucleotides. RefSeq lists its product as uncharacterized. The coding region runs from base 1 to 582 and encodes 193 amino acids. The record is from RefSeq and is a predicted model, not a curated record. Gene Ontology annotation, biological process: endoplasmic reticulum to Golgi vesicle-mediated transport. NCBI's taxonomy places the organism in Eukaryota, Fungi, Ascomycota, Sordariomycetes, Sordariales, Chaetomiaceae. The transcript is spliced from 4 exons.
AUGGCUUCGAGGUUCGGCUCCUCCUCCCUGCACCAGCGCGACUCGCGCAGCGACCUCUUCAAGGGCUACACCGGCGGCGCCGCCAGCCGGACAGUCAGCGCCAGCCCCAGCCGCCAGCAACAGCAACCACAACAGUUUGGAAACGGCGGCGUCGGCGGCUACGGGUAUGGCGGGUACCAGCCGGGUGGUGGUAGUGGUGGCUCCGGGCCCGGUGGGAGCGUCGGCGCCAGCGGGAGCAGCCAUCUAGGGGUUGCGGGGGGCGGCGGGUAUCGGCCAGCGACGCCGAAUCGGAACGACGCGGUGCUCAACGAGCUCGAGAGCCAGAAUGAUCAGCAGGUGGACGGGAUUUUGGGGAAGGUUCGGUUGCUGAAGGAUAUGACGGUGGCGAUUGGCGAUGAGAUCCGCGACUCGUCGGCCCUGGCGGAAAAGAUGAACGAUGGCUUCGACCAGACACGGCUGCGGCUGGGCCGGACCAUGAACAGGAUGAUGGUUAUGGCGGAGCGGACGGGCGUGGGCUGGAGGGUGUGGCUUGCGUUCUUCGCGGCGGUCAUCUUCUUGUUUGUUUACGUCUGGCUGUUCUAG